This is a messenger RNA of Fusarium falciforme, 405 nucleotides long. RefSeq lists its product as hypothetical. NCBI's taxonomy places the organism in Eukaryota, Fungi, Ascomycota, Sordariomycetes, Hypocreales, Nectriaceae. The transcript has 2 exons. The record is from RefSeq and is a predicted model, not a curated record. Bases 1 to 405 code for a protein of 134 amino acids.
AUGGUCUUCACUGGUCUUACCAAAUGCCACAAGGAGCCCUACCCGGAGAUCUCCCCUAAACACCCAGAAAGAGUCAUCAUUCUAGGCCGACGCCCCGAGAAGCUUGAUUCAGCGGUUGUCGAGCUCGUGAGAGAGGCAACCUUCGUCGGGUCGCCCACGGUUACCGAAGGGCGCGUGUGUGAUGUCUCCGACUUGGAGUCGUCCGCAUCUUUCUGGGACCGCCUACGAGAUGGCGGGAUUGUCGUGGACGUGCUCGUCUUGAACGCCGCCGCUGUCGGCGUUAUCAAACCUCUGGUUGAGAUCGGCAGAGAUAACAUUCUGAAGGACUUUGACCUGAAUUUUUGCACCAACUUGGAUUUCACGGAAUGUCUCUAUAAGCAGGAAGGACAGGGAGCAGGCGGAUGA